UAUUGGGCCUGCCUAAACCGGAAGUGUGAUGUAACUGAUGUUGUCUUGAUGCUUUAGCUAAUUGCUAACAACAAUGAGGAGAGCAGCAAUAUGAACCGAACUUUAAUAUUGUACAGAGCUUCUACAAGGUUGUAACCGGCCCACUGUCACAGCUGGAUGCAGAAACAGCUCAUUUUACUUGCUUACAAGACUGCCUGUGUUGGCCGACAACCUCUUUGCACACUUGUCAGGUGUCAGCAGACGUGGAAGGUGUUUAGAGCCCCCUCAUGCUUUAAACAUCUGCCUCCAAGUGUGCAUGAGUUACGUUUCUCAAAGGAAAGCGUACAUUUCUCUGCCGUAUCACAUAAGAAAAGACUUCUCCAAAACAAUCCUCCCUGUCUUACCCUCCAUCAGUGUUCCUACAGCGAGGCAGACAUGUCAGAACAGAAGUUUUUGGUGGAAUAUGCCAAAAGAGGCACAGCAGGAUGUAAGAAAUGCAAGGACAAAAUCGCUAAGGGCAUCGUGCGCAUCGCAAAGGUGGUCCCGAACCCUUUCAGUGAGUCUGCAGGAGACAUGAAGGAGUGGUAUCAUGUGAAGUGCAUAUUUGAAAAGCUGGAACGGGCAAGAGCCACCACCAAGAAGAUUGAGGAUAUCACAGAGCUGGAGGGCUGGGAGGAGAUGCAGGAUGAAGACAAAGAGCUUAUUAAUAAGCAUGUGUCAGACCUGAUGGCCAAAGUCAAUGCAUCUCCGAAGAAGAAGGUGCAGGCCAAGAUGAACACCAGCGGCAAGCUAAUGGCUCCUCCUGCUGAUCCUUCUCUCAAUGCUCCUCGCAAGUUCUCAGGCUUCACUGCUACGAAGGCUGGCAGCUCGAGCAGCUCCAGCAGCCCGGGACCGUCCUCUUCCCCGGCUAAACCCAGCCAGGGCAGUGCCUUGUCCACCCAGCUGUGUGACCCCAAGCACAAGGACUCCCUCCUCAGAGAGUUCCGCAAGCUCUGUGCCGUGGUGGCUGAAAACAACAGCUACAACACCAAAACACAGAUCAUUGAAAAGUUCCUGAAGAAGGGCUCGGCGGGAGAUAAGUUCCAUGGAGAUCUUUACCUGACUGUGAAGCUGCUGCUGCCAGGUGUUGUGAAAAGUGUCUACAACCUCAACGACAAGCAGAUUGUAAAACUGUUCAGCCGCAUUUUCAGAUGUAACCAGGAUGACAUGGUCCGGGAUUUGGAACAGGGCGAUGUGUCUGAGACUGUGAGGAUGUUCUUUGAGGACAGUAAAUCUUUUCCCCCGUCCUCCAAGAGCCUCCUGACCAUCCAGGAAGUCGAUGCGUCCCUGACCCGCCUCGCCCAGCUGACUAAGGAGGAUGAGCAGCAGACUGAGCUGGAGGCUAUCGCCAAAAAAUGCACCAGUAAUGACCUGAAAUGCAUCAUUCGACUCAUUAAACAUGACUUAAAGAUGAAUUCUGGAGCGAAACACGUUCUGGAUGCUGUGGAUCCAAAUGCCUACGAUGCCUUCAAGGCCUCACGUAACCUGGGUGACGUGAUUGAGCGGGUUUUAAGGAACCAGCAGGAGGCGUCUAAUGGUUCAGGACCGAGGAAACUCCUCACUGUGGAGGCCGCGCUCAUGACCCCCGUUCAGCCCAUGUUGGCGGAGGCGUGUAAAUCUGUGGAAUACGCCAUGAAGAAAUGUCCCAAUGGGAUGUACUCUGAGAUCAAGUACGAUGGAGAACGUGUGCAGGUCCACAAGAGCGGAGACACCUUCAGCUACUUCAGCCGCAGCCUUAAACCAGUGUUACCGCACAAGGUGGUCCAUUUCAAGGAGUAUAUCCCUGAGGCUUUCCCCGGGGGCCACAGUAUGAUAUUAGAUGCUGAAGUCCUCCUAAUUGACACAAACACCAGUAAACCCCUGCCCUUUGGGACCCUGGGUGUACACAAGAAAGCAGCCUUUCAAGAUGCCAAAGUGUGCCUUUUUGUCUUUGACUGCAUCUACUUCAAUGGAGUGAGCCUCAUGGAGAGGCCUCUGUGUGAGCGCAGGAAGUUCCUGCAUGACAACAUGGUGGAAGUCCCGAACAGGAUCCUGUUCUCAGAGAUGAAACAUGUCACUAGGGCCAGAGAUCUUGCUGAUAUGAUAACGCGUGUCAUCAGGGAGGGACUGGAAGGCCUGGUACUAAAGGACUUAAAGGGCUCUUAUGAACCAGGGAAGCGUCACUGGCUGAAGGUGAAGAAGGACUAUUUGAACGAGGGGGCGAUGGCUGACACGGCCGACCUGGUGGUGUUGGGGGCUUUCUAUGGAAAAGGCUCCAAUGGGGGCAUCAUGUCCAGCUUUCUGAUGGGCUGCUACGACCCACACUCCAAGAAGUGGUGCACAGUCACCAAGUGCUCCGGGGGCUACGAUGACGCCAUGCUGGCCCGGCUCCAGAAAGAGCUGGAUGUGAUCAAAAUCAGCAAGGAACCAAGCAAAAUCCCAGGCUGGCUGAAAAUCAUCAAGAACUAUUAUCCUGAUUUCAUUAUUCGUGAUCCGGAGCAAGCACCUGUCUGGGAGAUCACAGGAGCAGAGUUCUCCAAAUCAGAGAUGCACACCGCUGAUGGCAUAUCAAUCCGCUUCCCCCGCAUGACCCGCAUCCGAGAUGACAAGGACUGGAAGACGGCCACCAACCUGCCCCAGCUGAAAGAGCUGUACCGCAUAUCAAAGGAGAACUGUGACUUUAAAGUGGAAGCUGGACCGUCCACAUCCAAUGAAGACAAGGGCUCAUCAGGAGGGGACAGCGGAGGAAACUCCCCGCCGUCCUCCUCCCGUGGAGGAGCUACACCCAAGAAGAACAGUAAAUUAACAAACCAACAACAGGGCGGCAGCAGCACACCCAAAACAAAGGCCAUCAAAUCGGAGCCUCGCACUCCAGGCUCAGACGCACCCAGCGCCAAGAAGGUGAAGAAGAGUGAAAGUGUUCAAAGUAACGGACAAACCAAAACCAAGGCAGCCUCGCAACUGCUGGAGCCCAGGAACGACAAGACCCUGCUGGACAUCUUCAGCGGGGUGAAGCUCUUCCUCCCCGGCUCAGUGCAGGACUUUGACAAACUGAGGCGGUACUUUGUGGCGUAUGACGGAGACCUGGUCGCAGACUACGAUGUCGCCUCAGCCACACACACGCUGGCGGAACCUGACGAGGACAGCCAGGCUCAGAGAGUCUCACCCAGCUGGAUCUGGGAGUGUAUUCGCAAGAGGCGCGUCGUUCCUCCCUGUUGAUGAUAGAAACAGAGACUGCAUUGAUCUGUCUUUAAGAUAUUACACACAGGUGUAGCUUCACUCUGAAUCAACGCUAAACCAUAUUGAUACUGUUUGAUGAUGACACAAUAUUUUUGACCAAGUCUAGAUCAUUUCUGAUGCUAGACGCAGUUUUCUGGGAACAUUUACACUGAUCUUACUUCAUUUGUAUUUAUACCAUCCAAGACUUUUUGUUUUGAACACUCGAAACAAAAGAGACUUGUACAGUUUAUGACUCUGGGACUUCAGUUUUUUACCGCCUGAAGGUGAUUGACGAAGCCAAUUACAGCUAAUUUGUUUGAGUAUAGUGGAAUUUUCCUUUAGAUGUAGUUUUUUAUGAAAAUUGUGAGUAGUUAAAUAGUUAAAAAAGACACACACGAGUACUGUACAUCAUGCAAACCAAUUCAGACAGAAAUGAUGAGUAUGCAGGGUGUUCCAUCAGCACUCUGCAUGUUUUAAUGCCUUUGUUCAACAUUUAGAGGGAUAUUAAACCUUGCUCAUGAACUGAGAAAAUCCAAACAUGUCUGCCACUGGAAAUAAACAAACACUGAUAAAGACAAUAAAAGUGUCUCAGUAACAUCA
This is a messenger RNA of Notolabrus celidotus (New Zealand spotty), 3816 nucleotides long. It is a transcript of the gene lig3, whose product is annotated as ligase III, DNA, ATP-dependent. Gene Ontology annotation, molecular function: DNA binding; DNA ligase (ATP) activity; zinc ion binding. The coding region runs from base 157 to 3216 and encodes 1019 amino acids. Gene Ontology annotation, cellular component: DNA ligase III-XRCC1 complex. The transcript has 21 exons. NCBI's taxonomy places the organism in Eukaryota, Metazoa, Chordata, Actinopteri, Labriformes, Labridae. Gene Ontology annotation, biological process: DNA biosynthetic process; lagging strand elongation; double-strand break repair via alternative nonhomologous end joining. The record is from RefSeq and is a predicted model, not a curated record.